AUGAGCAAGCAAGGGGAAACGGUGUUCAUGGUCUUCUCCCUCGGCUUCACGGCCCUCGUCCUGCUCUUCGUUCUCAAGCUCAUCUGCAGCGAGUGCAUCGCGUGCUGCGACUGCUGCUUGUGCUGGGAGUUGCUGGGAUUUCGGACACCGGCUCCGGCUCCGGUUCCCGCUCCGGCGCUGAUAACCGCCAGUGCCGCUGCUGGUCCUAGACCGGCGCCGGCGUCAGCGGUGCGCCCCUGCUUGUGCGCAAACCCGGCUCAGGUGGUACGCGGCAGCGGCGAUCCUAGAGCUGGUGUGCGCCGGUCGACGGGGCCGGUGCCGUGCGUGACGGAGUACCGGAGGAGCGACGGCUGGCGGGAGGCGACGUGCCCGGUGUGCCUGUCAGAGUUCGUCGACGGCGAGGCCGUUAGGGUGCUGCCGGCGUGCAUGCACUACUUCCACGCCGCCUGCGUCGGCGAGUGGCUGCGCAAAGGCCACGCCACCUGCCCGCUCUGCCGCGCCGCGCCGCCCUCCGCCGUCGCUGCCGCCGCCGGUGGGUCGCCGGAGUAUGUAAUCUCUAUAGAUCAGCUGCUGUUGUCAUGA
This is a messenger RNA of Brachypodium distachyon (stiff brome), 582 nucleotides long. RefSeq names its product E3 ubiquitin-protein ligase Os03g0188200. Lineage: Eukaryota; Viridiplantae; Streptophyta; Magnoliopsida; Poales; Poaceae. The record is from RefSeq and is a predicted model, not a curated record. Bases 1 to 582 code for a protein of 193 amino acids. The transcript has a single exon. Gene Ontology annotation, biological process: protein ubiquitination.